Molecule: messenger RNA, 1899 nt
Organism: Trypanosoma rangeli
Lineage: Eukaryota; Euglenozoa; Kinetoplastea; Trypanosomatida; Trypanosomatidae
Exons: 1
Coding region: 1-1899 (632 amino acids)
Source: RefSeq, a predicted model, not a curated record
AUGUAUGAUGUGGCCCACAGCUGCACGCGGGUCAACCGCUUGUUGCGCGGCUACGCACGAAUGGGACGCAACACUGGCCACUGGAGGCAGUCCGUGAAUAGUCAGCUGGUCGCUUUACUACUGCUGCUCACGCUGCUCAACUUGGCUGUCUUUCAAUAUAUGACAUGGCAUGAUGGGGAACAGGCCGCAAACAGUGCGUGGUUGCAAAAUAAAGUAGGUGGGGCUCGCGUGGUGCGGCAGCCCGAAACAGAGCAGUUCGCCACCGCCGUGUUGCCGGAGUGCCAACCUCUGGACAAACUCCCGCUGCUUCCGCCGCAUCCAAGCAUCUUUCCCGCGGGAUUCUCUGAAAUGCUGUGGUCCUUGGCUCGCGACAGAUAUGCGGUGCUGCUGCGGCAGACGGUUGAACCCGUGACGCAGGGUGUCCAUAACUUUAAAGAUAUUUACACAUACAAACAUCAUGGCGUGCUGUUGCCGCUGCUUCAAAACAUUGUUAGUGGGGGCGGGGCAGCAGUCGUGGAACCCGGCGCCACGCCGCAGUUGUCUGCCAAGCUGGCUGACUGCUACAAAAAAGAAUCACAUCUCUCUGAAUAUAACCCUGACAUCUAUAAGAGGCUGAAGGAGCGCGUUGGCUCUGUGGAGUUCUGUGACCCAGCAGACGCGGACUACACGCCAAGUAAGGAUUUUGCCUGCCUGGCAUACCUUCGAAACCCCGCCAACUGGAUGGCACUGAAGCCUUUGUCAAGUUUGCUUGCAUCAGGACGUACCAUCAAGUUCUUGCUUUCCUUUCGUCACGGCAACGUCACGGCGGUGGUGAAGCUUCCCCAGGGGAAAUUUGAACUGGAGCCGGCAAGCGAGACGGUGGCGUUUCACAUGGAUCGCCUUCUUGCCUUUAGGCGCACCCCACCAACGGCGUGGGUGCAAAUUCCUGUCGAUUACAUAAAGGCCGCCGCCGCCUCACUGGGUCCGUUCUACGUGCACUGGGUGGAGUCCGAGGUGUUCAAGUUAAAGCGGGCGAAGGCAGUCAUCUCGAGGUGCGAGGAUUCACGACUCAUAAAUCAGCUUGGUGGAUCAAACCUGAAGUGCAUUCUGGCCUCUGUGCAGCUUUGGCUGUGGGACGUGCAUCUGGUGGAGCAAUCCACCUUUGCAGGUGAUAUGCGACUACAUCGGUCUGUGAAGCGUAGGAGGGGUGACAACAGAAAACCGGGUCUCAAAGUCGCUCCUGGUGUGAAAGAUGAUGAAUGGAUGGAAAGGCUGCUUCGCAAUAACAACAGCCAUGCUGACACCGGCAGAGGCGAUGGGAUGCCGCUGUCGCCAACACACUACUUGUUGACGCGGGAGCGCUGGGAUCAAAUGGCCUUUGACGCCAUUAUUGCUAACUAUGAUAGGUGGAAGGGACACAACAGCUACGUGCUUGCGGCCUGCGCACCAAAUCUGCCGUGCCAUGCCGCACGGGCCGAGCGUCUGUACGAGCGACCCUCCAAGAGCACCCCGCGGUUUGCCUACAUUGACCAGGGCAGCGGUUUUUAUUCUUCGAGGAUUCGAAACAUAAGCGUCUUUUCUCCAUCCCAUCAGCCACAGUUUUGCUAUGUGCACCGACUAACCGUUGAGCGCCUUGAACGGAUUGUUCUCUUUGCUAUGCGCUUGAGUAAUAAUUACAGCGUCUCCACCAGGGAUGGGGUGCGCCGCAUCGCGUCUGUGGUGAAUGGUGUAAUUGCUGAGGAUGAGAUGAAGCGUGUGGGCGACGCCGUCUAUCGGCGCCUACUACUGCCGCGACUACCGUCGAGGAUUGGGAUGGUGCUCUCCCAUGCUCUGAUCAAAGCGGCAUGCCGGCGUGUGUGGUUUAUUCUUGCUCAUCGCACCCGAUGCCUGGAGAUAAACGUGAACACGAUAAUCUUCUGA